Engraulis encrasicolus (European anchovy) is the source of this 999-nucleotide messenger RNA. RefSeq lists its product as uncharacterized. Bases 1 to 999 code for a protein of 332 amino acids. The transcript has a single exon. NCBI's taxonomy places the organism in Eukaryota, Metazoa, Chordata, Actinopteri, Clupeiformes, Engraulidae. The record is from RefSeq and is a predicted model, not a curated record. Gene Ontology annotation, molecular function: nucleic acid binding; zinc ion binding.
AUGAAACUAUUUGAUGGAGGGAAGCCAUUUACCCGCUCACAGGGGGAUACGGGCGAUUGGUCUCGUAAGGUUGGAGGAGUGUUGUCACCCCCACCAAGAUGGAGCGAUGGUCCAGAGGGAGGUGAUGUCCUCCCUCUGAUAGAAUUACCAAACCCAAGGGCGGGGACCGCUGGACAGCAACCGACUGUCACAGUAUUUAGAACAUGGACGCAGGAAGACAUUAAAAAAGCUGUAGACGGCGUCCCCCACCCUAAAGAGGAUGUUGAAGAAUGCGCUAAACAAAUGGAAAAUUUGAGAUUGGCAUACCACCUCAAUGGAGUCGAAGUCCAACAAGUUUGGAUGUGUCUCCUAGGUCCUGAUUGGUACCUCGUUAAAGGGGCCUACUCACCAACUGCAGCAGAUGGAACCACUGUGCUAGCUGCUGACUCAGCAGAUUUAAAAACCCCAGUAGAUGAACUCAUUAAGAGAAUAAAAGAAAAAUAUAAACGAAAAGCGAAUUAUACCGAAAUUGGGAGAUGCAAACAAAAGACUGGGGAAACAUUCGAUGAAUAUAGAGUCAGAAUGGAAAAAGUGUUCAAAGCACACAGCGGGUUAGACUAUGACGAUGAUGAAACCAAACCAUACAAACAACAACUGAAAAACGCAUUGCACUCUGGCUCUCUGCCAGAAAUACAAGGGUGGGUGAAUCGCCAUUACAUAAGUAUGAGUGGGGGAACAUUGACUGAGUACAUAAACCAUGCCCUACACGCCGAGAAGGUGAUAAAACAAAAAAAAGAAAAGAAAGAACAAGUCUUUUAUCAAGACCACGACGAAUCCGCUGCAUUCUAUCAAAAAGGCAGGGGUAGAGGUCGGGGAAGAGGGGGACGCAGCAGGGGUAGGGGUAGGAGUAUGGGGCCAUUUCCAUAUCCUUUCCCUAACUCCAAGGGUUGUUGGAGUUGUGGAAAGGAGGGCCACCAGGCUAGAGAUUGCACUGGAGGUGCCCCCCAGAAUAACGCAUGA